GGGCAGAAACAUUUCUAUAAAAACCCAAGUGAUAGAGUACAGAACCUACUACAUGCUCAGUUGCAACUAGUUAUUCCAGUUCUUAUUUUUGUUUUCAGAAAAAGAAAACUAAAUAGAAGAUCAUGUCUAGUGACUGGGGAUAUGAUGGCCAAAAUGGUCCUGAACAAUGGAGCAAGCUGUACCCCAUUGCCAAUGGAAAUAACCAGUCUCCCAUUGACAUUGAAACUAGUGCUGUCAAACAUGACACCUCUCUAAAGCCCAUCAGCAUCUCUUACAAUCCAGCUGGUGCCAAAGAAAUUGUCAACGUGGGACAUUCCUUCCAUGUGAAUUUUGAGGAUGAUAAAUCAGUACUGAAAGGCGGCCCUCUCUCUGACAGCUACAGGCUCUCCCAGUUCCAUUUUCACUGGGGCAGUACAGAUGAAUAUGGUUCUGAGCACCUGGUGGAUGGAGCCAAGUAUUCUGCAGAGCUUCACCUUGUUCACUGGAAUUCGGUGAAGUACUCCAGUGCGGCUGAAGCCAUCUCAAAGCCUGAUGGGUUAGCAAUUAUUGGUGUUUUGAUUAAGGUUGGCCAGGCCAACGCAAAGCUGCAGAAAGUACUUGAUGCCUUAGGUGAAGUUAAAACUAAGGGCAAACGAGCCCCAUUCACAAAUUUUGACCCCUCCGUUCUCCUUCCUUCAUCCCUGGAUUACUGGACCUAUUUUGGCUCCCUGACUCAUCCUCCUCUCCAUGAAAGUGUGACCUGGAUCGUCUGUAAAGAGACCAUCAGUGUCAGCUCGGAACAGCUGGCACAGUUCCGCAGUCUUCUGUCAAAUACCGAAGGUGACAAAGCUGUCCCCAUACAGCACAACAACCGCCCGCCACAGCCCGUGAAGGGCAGAGAGGUGAAAGCCUCAUUCUGAUGCAGCCAAGAAGAAGCUCAUCCAAGAAUCCACUCACGCUUCUGACACGACAUAAUCAGAUGAUCAUUUUUAAGAAACACGCUUUUUGAACACUGGCAAGACAGUACACCCACAUUUAUCCUGUAGAAUUAGAAAAACAUCAAGUUUAGGUCUUAGUGAAUAAUUCAGAUAAUCUGUAAGCUUUGCAAAUAUUGAGCUAUAAGCAUAAAUUUAUGAUUAAGUUCCAUUUGACUUUGUGUAAUUUUUAUAAUCACAACUGAUUUGUAUCUUUUAGCUGAUUCAAUAAAAUAGCUUCAUCUGUUUCA
Cavia porcellus (domestic guinea pig) is the source of this 1204-nucleotide messenger RNA. RefSeq names its product carbonic anhydrase 1 (gene Ca1). Lineage: Eukaryota; Metazoa; Chordata; Mammalia; Rodentia; Caviidae. The record is from RefSeq and is a predicted model, not a curated record. The transcript has 7 exons. Gene Ontology annotation, molecular function: carbonate dehydratase activity; zinc ion binding. Bases 123 to 899 code for a protein of 258 amino acids.